Messenger RNA from Pyricularia oryzae 70-15, 1183 nucleotides. RefSeq lists its product as uncharacterized. Gene Ontology annotation, biological process: methylation. Gene Ontology annotation, cellular component: eRF1 methyltransferase complex. The record is from RefSeq and is a predicted model, not a curated record. Bases 240 to 1031 code for a protein of 263 amino acids. The transcript has a single exon. NCBI's taxonomy places the organism in Eukaryota, Fungi, Ascomycota, Sordariomycetes, Magnaporthales, Pyriculariaceae. Gene Ontology annotation, molecular function: protein methyltransferase activity; S-adenosylmethionine-dependent methyltransferase activity; nucleic acid binding.
CGUGGACCCUUCGUGGAUUUCUAUCCUUUUUUCCCCCCAGAUCCACUCCACUAUACACUGCAUUAUGAGCUUAUGAUAUCUUUCCAACAAAGCACAGAUUUGCUGGAGCGACCCGGACACUACUCGCUUAUCGUAGUCACCAAAGAGGGGAUAAAAAAUCACACACGGGGAAAUUAGAGAGGGAGAGAAAGAAAGGAGAAGAAGAAAAGUCCACCGAGAACCCCACACACCCCCAAAAGAUGCUGCCCACCCCAUCGACGUCGCACGUCGACUACAACCGCAUCUACGAGCCAGCAGAGGACUCGUUCCUAUUCCUCGACACCAUCUCCUCGCCAUUGGAGACGACCUUCCUAACGUCGCGGUUCCAAGACGGCCCGACGCCGCUGGUCGUCGAGGUCGGAACGGGCUCGGGGGUGGUCAUCGGCUUCGUGGCCGCCCAGGCGCGGCACAUCUUUGGCGGCAGCCACGGCGCCGUGGUCGCGACCGGCGUCGACGUCAACGCCUUUGCGUGCGCCGCCACUGCCGAGACGGUGAGGCGGGCCGUCAAGGACGAAGAAAAGGAGAGCGCCAGCGGUGCAGGUGCAGGUGCGAGCGGUUUGUACCUGGGCUCAGUGCGGGCGGACCUGGGCUCCGCGCUGCGCCCCGGCCAGGUCGACGUUCUGCUGUUCAACCCGCCCUACGUGCCCACGCCCGACAUGCCGGUCCGGGACGUCGAGGCCGAGCUGCAAAAGGGCGGCGACGACUUUGCGCGGGACUCGUAUCUCCUGGAGCUUUCGUACGCGGGCGGCAGGGACGGCAUGGAGACGACGGAUCGGCUGAUCGACGCCCUGCCGGAGCUGCUGUCCGAUAAAGGGUGUGCGUACAUCCUGCUGUGUGCGCAGAACAAGCCCGAGGAGGUCAAGAGGAGGAUAUUGGAGUUUGGGGACGAGUGGAGGGUCCACAUGGCUGGGUCUAGUGGCAAGCAGGCUGGGUGGGAGAAGCUUCAGAUCAUUAGAAUAUGGAGGGAGCGGGAUACUGACGGUUUGAGGUGAGAUAUAGCGGGAGAUGGUGGACGUAGCAGACAAGAUUCAACAUGAGCAACGUGCUGUUCGUAUCUAUAGAAGGAAAGAAACAUGGCAGCACGAUAUGAUAUUUUGCAAACUCGGGACGAAUAUGCUUGAUUUUCCUGUUCCUGGAACGCCGG